CGAUCUGGUCUGGUGGCCUUUCAUUUUGCAGAAGCUUAAAAAGGGAGCCGAUUCGUUCGGCUGAAGAGCAGCGUAGGAAGGUUUUGCAGCCGCCGCAACACCCGUAGCCAUGCCGAAACACGAGUUCUUCGUAGACAUGACCUGUGAAGGGUGCUCCAAUGCCGUCACCCGUGUACUCAACAAGCUGGGAGGUGUUCAGUUUGAAAUUGAUUUACCCAACAAGAAAGUGAGCAUCGAUUCGGAGCACAAUGUCGACACCUUGUUGGGUACACUGAAGAAAACUGGGAAAGAUGCCUCCUAUCUGGGAGAGAAGUAACCAACUCGGAAGGCUUGUCUGGUGGGACUACUGUGCUACAGGAAAGCAAGGCUUAACAUGGCUUCAGUAAGAAGGCGGCUGUUUACACUUCUGUCAAUCCUCUUCCUUUGACCGCACUUGCCCUGCCAGAUGCUAGAGAAGAGCGAAAGGGGCCGGGAGGAAGAAGAUUGCUUUUUUUUUGGCAGGGAAAGGACUAAGAGAAAGCUUGACCACAGAUGUCCCAAAAUCGUGUCCUAAAAAUGUAGUGCUUUUGCAUUCUUUUUUUUGGCCUUGUAAUAAAGGAAGGAGCUGCAUCGAUUUUCAAGUGAA
Molecule: messenger RNA, 625 nt
Organism: Elgaria multicarinata webbii
Lineage: Eukaryota; Metazoa; Chordata; Lepidosauria; Squamata; Anguidae
Gene: ATOX1
Product: antioxidant 1 copper chaperone
Exons: 4
Coding region: 110-316 (68 amino acids)
Biological process (GO): copper ion transport
Cellular component (GO): cytosol
Molecular function (GO): metal ion binding; copper chaperone activity
Source: RefSeq, a predicted model, not a curated record